This is a messenger RNA of Ceratina calcarata, 6867 nucleotides long. RefSeq names its product RNA polymerase II subunit RpII215 (gene RpII215). The transcript is spliced from 4 exons. The record is from RefSeq and is a predicted model, not a curated record. Gene Ontology annotation, cellular component: RNA polymerase II, core complex. Bases 164 to 5884 code for a protein of 1906 amino acids. Gene Ontology annotation, biological process: transcription by RNA polymerase II. NCBI's taxonomy places the organism in Eukaryota, Metazoa, Arthropoda, Insecta, Hymenoptera, Apidae. Gene Ontology annotation, molecular function: DNA binding.
CACGGUGUGUGUGCCCCAUGGACGUGGCCGAUGGAAGGGAUGGAAGCAGUCCCUCAUCCCUUCCAUCGGGAAGGAACGACAAGGAACAACGAACGGUUAAACAGACUUAGCGAGACUCGCGACGCAGAAGGCCGCGGGAAAAGUAGUGCGUGCUCGUUGCAAAAUGGCCACGUCCGACUCGAAAGCGCCUCUGCGUACUGUGAAAAGGGUCCAAUUCGGCAUUCUAUCCCCUGAUGAGAUACGUCGGAUGUCGGUCACGGAUGGCGGCAUUCGAUUUCCAGAAACGAUGGAAGGUGGUCGGCCAAAGCUCGGCGGACUGAUGGAUCCGAGACAAGGCGUGAUCGACAGAAAUUCCAGGUGCCAGACGUGUGCCGGGAAUAUGACAGAAUGUCCAGGACAUUUCGGGCACAUAGAUCUGGCUAAACCAGUUUUCCACGUCGGUUUCAUAACGAAAACGAUUAAAAUUUUAAGAUGCGUGUGCUUCUACUGCUCGAAACUGCUCGUCAGUCCGCAUAAUCCGAAGAUCAAGGAAAUAGUAAUGAAGACCAAAGGUCAGCCACGGAAACGUCUCAGUUUCGUGUACGAUCUGUGUAAGAGCAAGAACAUUUGCGAGGGAGGAGACGAGAUGGACAUCAAGAAAGAUAAUCAAGAGACACAGCCCGCGGAGAGGAAACUGGGACACGGUGGUUGCGGUAGAUAUCAGCCGAAUCUUCGUAGAUCGGGAUUAGACGUAACUGCCGAAUGGACGCAUGUAAACGAGGAUUCGCAAGAGAAGAAAAUGGCGUUGACGGCGGAGAGAGCGUGGGAGAUUCUGAAGCACAUCACGGACGAAGAAUCGUUCAUACUCGGUAUGGAUCCGAAAUUUGCGCGACCCGAUUGGAUGGUGGUGACGGUCCUGCCCGUUCCGCCUCUCUCCGUACGACCAGCGGUGAUCAUGUACGGUUCGGCGAAGAAUCAGGACGAUCUGACGCACAAACUGGCCGACAUUAUAAAAGCGAACAACGAAUUAAUUAGAAACGAGCAAGCGGGCGCAGCGGCGCACGUGAUAUCGGAGAACAUAAAGAUGUUGCAGUUUCACGUCGCGACGUUAGUGGACAACGAUAUGCCCGGCAUGCCCAGAGCCAUGCAGAAAUCGGGCAAGCCGUUGAAAGCUAUAAAGGCGAGACUGAAAGGAAAGGAAGGUAGAAUACGGGGAAAUUUGAUGGGGAAACGAGUCGACUUUUCGGCUCGUACCGUCAUCACCCCCGAUCCCAAUCUGCGGAUCGAUCAAGUCGGCGUGCCCCGCAGUAUCGCGCAGAACUUGACGUUUCCCGAGAUCGUGACGCCUUUCAACAUCGACAAGAUGCAAGAGCUUGUGAGACGUGGGAACUCGCAGUAUCCGGGGGCGAAGUACAUCGUCAGAGAUAACGGGGAAAGGAUCGACUUGAGAUUCCACCCGAAACCGUCCGAUCUGCACUUGCAGUGCGGUUACAGGGUGGAGCGGCACAUUCGAGACGGCGAUCUGGUGAUCUUCAAUCGACAGCCUACCCUGCACAAGAUGAGUAUGAUGGGCCACCGGGUGAAAGUUCUCCCUUGGAGCACGUUCCGUAUGAACCUCAGUUGCACGUCACCUUACAACGCCGACUUCGACGGUGACGAGAUGAAUCUGCACGUUCCGCAGUCCAUGGAGACCCGAGCUGAGGUGGAGAACAUUCACGUGACGCCACGACAGAUCAUCACGCCUCAAGCGAACAAACCGGUGAUGGGCAUCGUGCAGGACACGUUGACUGCGGUCAGGAAGAUGACCAAGAGGGACGUGUUCAUCGAGAAAGAACAGAUGAUGAACAUCCUCAUGUUCUUGCCCAGUUGGGACGGGAAAAUGCCUCAACCGUGCAUCUUGAAACCGAAACCGCUGUGGACCGGAAAGCAGAUAUUCUCCCUGAUCAUACCGGGCAACGUGAACAUGAUCAGAACUCAUAGCACACAUCCGGACGAGGAGGACGACGGUCCGUACAAAUGGAUCUCCCCCGGCGACACGAAAGUAAUGGUGGAACACGGCGAACUGGUGAUGGGAAUACUCUGCAAGAAGACGUUGGGUACCUCCGCCGGAUCUCUGCUUCACAUUUGUAUGUUGGAACUGGGACACGAAGUUUGCGGCCGAUUUUACGGCAACAUCCAGACCGUGAUCAACAACUGGCUAUUGUUGGAGGGUCACUCGAUCGGUAUCGGUGACACCAUCGCCGAUCCGCAGACUUAUCUAGAGAUCCAGAAGGCCAUCAGAAAAGCGAAAGAGGACGUGAUAGAGGUGAUCCAGAAGGCUCACAACAUGGAACUGGAGCCGACUCCUGGUAAUACGCUGAGGCAGACGUUCGAGAAUCAAGUGAACAGAAUUUUGAACGACGCUCGUGACAAGACCGGUGGCUCUGCUAAGAAGUCGUUGACCGAGUACAAUAAUCUAAAGGCUAUGGUGGUGUCGGGCUCGAAGGGGUCCAACAUCAAUAUCUCUCAGGUGAUCGCCUGCGUGGGUCAGCAGAACGUGGAAGGUAAACGUAUCCCGUUCGGUUUUCGCAAGAGAACGCUGCCGCAUUUCAUCAAAGACGAUUACGGUCCCGAGUCGAGAGGAUUCGUCGAGAACUCUUACCUCGCCGGUCUGACCCCGUCGGAAUUUUAUUUCCACGCUAUGGGAGGCCGCGAGGGUCUCAUCGAUACCGCUGUGAAAACCGCGGAAACCGGUUACAUUCAACGUCGGCUGAUAAAGGCCAUGGAGUCCGUGAUGGUGCACUACGACGGAACCGUGAGGAACUCCGUGGGCCAACUGAUCCAAUUGCGUUACGGCGAGGACGGUCUGUGCGGUGAAACCGUCGAGUUCCAGAAUCUGCCCACGAUCAAAUUGAGCAACAAGGCGUUCGAGAAGAAGUUCAAGUUCGAUCCGACGAACGAACGAUACCUCCGCCGUAUCUUCAACGAGGACAUCGUAAAGGAGAUGAUGGGAUCCGGGGAGGUGAUAUCGGAAUUGGAGCGCGAAUGGGAACAGCUGAACAAGGAUCGCGCCGUGCUCAGGGAGAUCUUCCCCAGCGGCGAGUCGAAGGUCGUGUUGCCUUGCAAUCUGCAGAGAAUGAUCUGGAACGUGCAAAAGAUCUUCCACAUAAACAAGCGUGCACCGACCGAUCUCAGUCCGAUGAGGGUCAUACAGGGUGUGAAAGAUCUGCUGGACAAGUGUAUCAUCGUCGCUGGUGACGACAGGCUUAGUAAACAGGCGAACGAGAACGCGACGUUGCUGUUCCAGUGCUUGGUCAGAUCCACUCUGUGUACGAAGUGUGUCUCCGAGGAGUUCCGAUUGUCCAGCGAGGCGUUCGAAUGGCUGAUCGGUGAGAUCGAGACCAGGUUUCAACAGGCCCAAGUGUCGCCCGGCGAAAUGGUGGGCGCAUUGGCCGCGCAGUCGCUCGGCGAGCCCGCGACCCAGAUGACUUUGAACACGUUCCACUUCGCGGGUGUAUCGUCGAAGAACGUGACCCUGGGCGUGCCCAGGUUGAAAGAGAUCAUCAACAUCAGUAAAAAGCCAAAGGCUCCGUCUCUGACGGUCUUCUUGACGGGGGCCGCGGCGAGGGACGCCGAGAAAGCGAAGAACGUGCUCUGCCGACUGGAACACACCACGCUGAGGAAAGUCACGGCGAACACUGCCAUCUAUUACGAUCCGGACCCACAGAACACGGUCAUCGCGGAGGAUCAGGAGUUCGUCAACGUUUAUUACGAGAUGCCCGACUUCGACCCGACCAAGAUAUCGCCGUGGCUGCUUCGCAUCGAAUUGGACCGGAAGAGGAUGACCGACAAGAAAUUGACCAUGGAACAGAUCGCGGAGAAGAUCAACGCGGGCUUCGGCGACGAUCUCAAUUGUAUAUUCAACGACGACAACGCUGAGAAAUUGGUCCUGCGAAUCAGGAUAAUGAACAGCGACGACAAUAAAUUCCAAGACACCGAGGAGGAGACCGUGGACAAGAUGGAGGACGACAUGUUCCUCCGGUGCAUCGAGGCGAACAUGCUCAGCGACAUGACGUUACAGGGUAUCGAGGCGAUAGGAAAAGUGUACAUGCAUCUGCCACAAACGGACUCGAAGAAGCGCAUAGUCGUCACGGAAACGGGCGAGUUCAAGGCGAUAGCGGAAUGGUUGUUGGAAACGGACGGCACGAGCCUGAUGAAGGUGUUGAGCGAAAGGGACGUCGACCCGGUGAGAACGUUCAGCAACGACAUCUGCGAGAUAUUCCAAGUGUUGGGCAUCGAGGCCGUGAGGAAGUCAGUGGAGAAAGAGAUGAACGCUGUUCUACAAUUCUACGGCCUCUACGUGAAUUAUCGUCACCUCGCGUUGCUCUGCGACGUUAUGACGGCGAAAGGCCACCUGAUGGCCAUCACCCGUCACGGGAUCAACCGGCAGGACACCGGGGCUCUCAUGAGAUGUUCCUUCGAGGAAACGGUCGACGUGCUGCUGGACGCGGCGUCUCACGCGGAGGUCGACCCGAUGAGAGGAGUCUCCGAGAACAUCAUCAUGGGACAGCUACCGCGGAUAGGCACGGGAUGUUUCGAUCUGCUGUUGGACGCUGAGAAGUGUAAGGCCGGCAUCGAAAUACCGAUGGCGGUGGGCGCCGGUGUAAUGGGAACCGCCGGGAUGUUCUUCGGCAGCGUGGCUACGCCGAGCAUGAGUCCUCAAAUGACGCCUUGGAUGGGUGCCACGCCCGGUUACGGCGCCUCGAGCAUGUCACCGGCGCUCGGCAGCGGUAUGACACCGGGUGGAGCGUGCUUCUCGCCUUCUGGCGCGUCGGACGCCUCGGGACUCUCGCCAGCGUAUUCCGCGUACUCGCCGCAACCCGGAAGUCCAGGGAGUCCGGGACCCAGCAUGAGCCCGUAUCCGAUGUCACCGGCGGGCGGCGCUUCGCCGAGUUACUCGCCCACGUCUCCCGCUUACUUACCAACCUCGCCGAGCAUAACACCGUCCAGUCCGAAUUAUUCGCCGACGAGCCCGACUUACUCGCCGACCAGCCCGAAUUACUCGCCGACCAGUCCGAGCUAUUCGCCGACCAGCCCGAGUUACUCGCCUACGAGUCCGAGCUAUUCGCCGACCAGUCCGAGCUAUUCGCCGACGAGUCCGAGUUACUCACCGACCAGUCCGAAUUAUUCACCGACCAGUCCGAGUUACUCGCCGACGAGUCCGAGCUAUUCUCCGACCAGCCCGAGUUACUCGCCGACCAGCCCGAGUUACUCGCCGACCAGUCCGAGCUACUCGCCCAGCCCCAGUUACUCGCCGACCAGUCCGAGUUACUCGCCGACGUCUCCGAGUUACUCGCCGAGGAGUCCGAGUUACUCGCCAACGAGUCCGAGCUACUCGCCGAGCUCUCCGAAUUACACGCCUGCCUCGCCGUCUUACUCCCCGUCGAGCCCGAGCUACUCGCCGAGCUCUCCGCAAUAUUCACCGGCCAGUCCCUCGUACUCGCCGAGCAGCCCGAAGUAUUCACCGACGAGUCCGUCGUAUUCGCCCACUUCGCCCUCGUUCGCCGGUACCUCGCCUCAGUACACGCCGGCGAGUCCCACGUAUUCGCCGACGAGCCCAACAUACUCGCCGACCAGCCCGUCUUACUCUCCCAGCUCGCCCCAGCACACGGCAUCGGGCAGCACCAGAUACUCGCCGAGCAGUCCAAACUAUUCGCCGACCAGCCCGACCUACUCACCCACGAGUCCCCAGUACUCGCCGUCGAGCACGAAAUACUCGCCGACGAGUCCGACUUACACGCCGACGAGUCCGAGUUACUCGCCGACGAGCCCGACUUACUCGCCGCCAGUGCCUGGUUACUCGCCCACGAGUCCCACUUACUCGCCGGCCUCGCCAGCUUACGAGACGGACGACACGGCCAAGUGAACGAGAGACUAACGAAUGUCGGUCCAUUUUCAGACGCGAAUUACUAUUAAGCAUUUACUGUAUGGACUAGCUGUAAGUAUUCAAAAGUGUAAUUACUUUCAGCUGUUUUAUAGCCUGUGUAACAUAUAUUUCGCGUAUAAUCUUCAUCUUUGUGAUUCGCGUGACCACCUGUUCACAACCACCUGUACGACUGUAGGUCGGAGUGUGUUUUUACAAUCUUUCUAUCGAGGGAGAUGAGAAACAGUGGCUACGAUCAAAUUGGCGAACCAACUGGAAGGAAGAAAAGAAGCGCGUUUGUGGGUCUUCUUUUGCUUGCUGCAGCCGCGUCUCUCGCUACACGUACGUUCGCGUUCGAUACGGUGUCGUGUUACGUUCGGUGCGGUGCGCGUCACCGCAAAACGGAAAACCGGUUGACGGUGUGCAUGCACGCAUGCACCGGAACGGAGACGACGGCGACGACGGGGACUCGUGUCGGGUAUUAUUCGCAGCCAUGAAUCGCGAGGGACUACCGCUACUUUUCAAGGAUGCCAAUUCCGAAUUAUCGCUUUUGUUCGCGACGUUGUGCGUCAUCGACAUCUUCGGCGUUUUCCCGAUUAUCGCGUUACCGCGCUCGAUCGUACAAUGCGGUAAGUUCCUCGGUCUCGUCCUGACCACCACUGUGCAAAGGACAUAAAAAAGUUUUUCAGUUCAGUUUCCUUUGCGAACACCCUCGCGCCGCCUCCGUACUUUUCAUACUCCAUUUAUUUUGCGAUGCGCAACCUUGUGUUUCGCAGAUUCUAAGUGAUAAUAUAUCAACAUACGAGCAUAGACGGGUGAAAUGUACUAUAUAUAUAAGUUGAAAGUUACUUGGAGUUCGAUUUCGUUUAAGUUGAUUUGUUGGUUUAUUCAAUCGAUUGGCAUGGAAUCGUUGUAAGCGACAAAUUUUUCACCUCACCAGUGUAAGUCGAUCAUUCUCAACGAAUAAAUCGGUGAAAUCGUUCAAA